AUGCCUCGCUACUUUAGCGAUUCCUCAGUUGCCUUCCUGCGGCGCUACCAGUUCCUCCCACGGCACACUGAUGGGCACCCCGCGCGGAAGAGACGCAUUCCGACAGACAGCAUUUCAUUGAUAGAUGUGAUGAUUCAUAUCAAUACCAUCUUCGCAAUCUUCCUACGCAUGAAAAGGACGUUGCGCACCUCACCAACAGGUGAUGACACAAGUGUGGAGGCAGAAGCGGGGACUUCCCCCUCCUUACCACACUUAGACGAUACUGCCUCCAACACUGAGGCCUACCUGCAGGAUGAUAUGGUGGACUUCGACGCCCAUCUUUCGGAAGAAGUCCUCGCGCCGUUGCUACUCGCGUUCCUAGAGUUCUACGCUGAUCACAGUAUAGAUACAGUGUCUAUCCGUCAGUCACUGCGCGUCUUCUUGGAGACUACACCGUACCUCAAGGCCUCAGGCGACGACGCUGGGGAGGAAGUCUCUCCGUACUCGAGUCCCGCCCUCUUGUUCGUGAACUUGACGAAGGCCCUGCUACGCUGCCACGGUGGGUCGGCGGCUGGGCGGCAGUGCUCUGCGUGCCCAAUGCUGCCGUGGCUGCAGUCACGCGCGGAAUACGCCGUACGUGCGCCGACGUGGUACUGGGAUUUGGCCCAGCACCCACGCACUACAGUCAGGCUUUUGAGAGGCAUCGUUGUCUACCACUCUAUCGAAAGCAGCAGCGACUGGGACAGGGUUGAUGAUGAUGAUGAUGAUGAUAACGACGAUGCGAUUGUCGUUUCACACAUAGAACGUCACAAACGGAAGAUGGAGACAGGUAGUGUGGAGGCCAGUUUUUUACAUCCAUCUGCGUGCAACGAACGUUUCGCCGCCCGUGGCAUCGCUCCUCUGCCGUACGACGUGCAGGAGUUCAUACUUGAGCACCUCUCACCGCGUGCCCUCUCAGCCGCCAUCUCGGUUUGCGGGGUGUGGCGAGCCCUCAUCCGCCGCUCCGCCACCAUGCAAUUUUACCUCCACGCCAGUCGCGCUGUUACAAAUGCAUUUGUUGACUUCAUGGAGAACGGUUGGGGUCGUGGGUGGGUGAGGGUGGAUGAGCUGACGACACUACGGCGACUGGGCCUUCAGAAAGUGCUUGUGAGGACCAUCGGGUACCGCCUGCUGCUGGGGCGCAGGCUCCCUCCGUCGCUGGAGUUAUUUGUUGCACAGCUCUACAAGAAGUUCGGGCCGGAUAGUUUGGAGUGGAACCUACUGGGUGGGCUAUGGAACGCCAUUGAGGUGGAAAUGAAACUGCUUCCAUUUGUAGCUCUCAGCGACGCCAGUUUCCCCUCGCUGUUUCUCGAUGGGACGGCGCCCUCUGAACUCUGCAAUGUGUUCUCGCAAAAGGCCACAAAGUUGCAGUUGACGCACCUGUGCCCCUGGGUGCGGCAGCGUGAUGUCCCAUUUCUUUGGCCUUUCUUACAGCUGGUAGCGAUGCGAUCACAGUUUCGCGGCGCGCUGGUUGUUCCUCCGAGCACAUCGCCGUAG
Molecule: messenger RNA, 1515 nt
Organism: Trypanosoma grayi
Lineage: Eukaryota; Euglenozoa; Kinetoplastea; Trypanosomatida; Trypanosomatidae
Exons: 1
Coding region: 1-1515 (504 amino acids)
Molecular function (GO): protein binding
Source: RefSeq, a predicted model, not a curated record